CCGUCUCCCAUCUUUCGAGAGCUGCACGAUCGACAACUUCUAGGGGCUGACCACACUAGACGUGCAGAUUGUCUUACAGUUGAAUUAUCAGUUUGCAAGCAGACUAGAAUGUACUCGACCAAAACGUUUCCGUUGUUGCUGUUUGCAACUUGUCUUCUACAUAUCGCUAUGGGGCAAAGUGAAGCGACUGCUAUCAAGGACCAAGUUAGCUCUAUCGCAGCAGAUUGUUGCAAACCUUUACCGCCCGCAUGCAGAGAUGGUAGAGACGGAAAAGACGGUAGAGAUGGCAGAGAUGGAUCGAAGGGAGAACAAGGAGAGAAAGGACAAGAUUGCAAUCGACUUCAGGAAAUGAUUGUAUCACUAAAGCAAGAUAUCAAUGAACUGCAAAAAAAGUACAACCACGUGGUAGAAAGACUACUAGCUAGCGCAUCUCUUCUUCACCAUAAUUAUGAUCAUUCUGCUCUGUCUCAAGGUUGGUGGUCUCCUGUAUUUGUUUACAGAGUAUAUCACCUCGCUUCAUAUGAAAAUUACGAAAGUAUUUCCUUUCAAAUCGGCAAUAAACAAUACGUUGCCGUGCCCAACUACAGAAACAACAACAACAGAUACGACACUGACUCUGUUAUUUACAAAUACGAAGGAAACGAGUUCGUCAGAUAUCAAAGUAUUAGAACUGACGGAGCUAAUGGAGAAAGAUUUUUUGAAAUAGAAUCUGAACACUUCCUUGUGAUCGCACAGCAUUACGGUCAAACAGAUAAACAUGCCGUCAGUUCUACAAUAUACAAGUGGGAUGGAAUAAAAUUCAAAAAAUACCAACAGCUGAAAACUAGAAGUGUUUCGACUGCGUGCCAUUUUACAAUCGACAGCAAACACUAUCUAGCAUUUGGGAAAGGAACUACUGGCGAUAAUUCUAAGUCUCAAAUUUACGUAUGGAACGGAACACAGUUUCAAUUCUAUCAACAUCUCACGUCGCACAGAACAGUAAAUAUUCAAUCAUUUCAAGAAAACGGUUCUCAUUACUUGUUUUUGUCGUCCUUCCAAGAUAGAAGUGACGAUUCAUACAACACAAAUUCAUUUCUAUUCAAAUGGUCAGGAGCUCAGUUUGAACUGCACCAAAGUAUCCCAACACGUGGAUGCAGAUUCCCGUGGAUAUAAAACAAAUUCAGAAAUUUACAUUUGG
Messenger RNA from Corticium candelabrum, 1177 nucleotides. RefSeq names its product thrombospondin-type laminin G domain and EAR repeat-containing protein-like. The record is from RefSeq and is a predicted model, not a curated record. The transcript has 9 exons. The coding region runs from base 109 to 1152 and encodes 347 amino acids. Gene Ontology annotation, biological process: signal transduction. NCBI's taxonomy places the organism in Eukaryota, Metazoa, Porifera, Homoscleromorpha, Homosclerophorida, Plakinidae.